Populus euphratica (Euphrates poplar) is the source of this 871-nucleotide messenger RNA. RefSeq names its product zinc finger CCCH domain-containing protein 49-like. The record is from RefSeq and is a predicted model, not a curated record. The annotation marks the transcript as partial. Gene Ontology annotation, molecular function: metal ion binding; pre-mRNA binding; U6 snRNA binding. The transcript is spliced from 5 exons. Gene Ontology annotation, cellular component: Prp19 complex; U2-type catalytic step 1 spliceosome; U2-type catalytic step 2 spliceosome. Lineage: Eukaryota; Viridiplantae; Streptophyta; Magnoliopsida; Malpighiales; Salicaceae.
UCAGAACUUAAUCCACUCUUCCUCUUUAGCAAUUUAAAGAACACCCUACCCUAGGUUCUAAAAUCAAAUUGAUUGUCGGAUUCGCGAAGAAGAUAAAUAACUGUUGGUUUAUUCAUCACAGGAAAAUCUGAACACGCCAGAUUCCGGCUUUUUAGUAGAUUAGGGCAGUGAAGUGUGUGUUUGCCCUAGAAGAAAAAAGGGAAUGGCGCACAGGUUGUUAAAAGACCCGGAGGCUGACGGAUGGGAACGGUCUGACUUUCCUAUCAUUUGCGAGUCUUGCUUAGGUGACAAUCCCUAUGUCAGAAUGACCAGAGCUGACUUCGAUAAGGAAUGCAAGAUAUGUACUCGACCAUUUACAGUGUUUAGGUGGAGGCCUGGUAGGGAUGCGAGAUUUAAAAAGACUGAAGUUGGCCAGACUUGCAGUAAGUUGAAAAAUGUCUGUCAAGUCUGUCUUUUGGAUCUAGAGUAUGGUUUGCCUGGUCAAGUUCGUGAUACUGCUCUCAGUAUAAAUUUCAAUGAUGCUAUUCCAAAGAGUGAUGUGAAUAGAGAGUAUUUUGCCGAGGAGCAUGACCGAAGGGCUAGGGCGGGAAUUGAUUAUGAGUCUUCAUAUGGAAAGGCUCAAGCAAAUGAUACUAUUCUGAAGCUUCAAAGAACAACACCAUACUACAAAAGAAAUCGAGCACAUGUUUGUAGCUUCUUUGCACGUGGUGAAUGCACACGAGGUGCCGAAUGCCCCUAUAGGCAUGAGAUGCCCAUAACUGGGGAGUUAUCACAACAAAAUAUUAAAGAUCGAUACUAUGGAGUAAAUGAUCCUGUGGCAAUGAAGCUACUCAACAAGGCUGGAGACAUGCCCUCAUUAGAACCACCAGAG